Molecule: messenger RNA, 636 nt
Organism: Auanema sp. JU1783
Lineage: Eukaryota; Metazoa; Nematoda; Chromadorea; Rhabditida; Rhabditidae
Source: the annotation of a GenBank genome assembly
AUGAACGGUUCUAUCAUUCAGAUUACCAAAAGAUUCCUUGCUGUUUCACUGGCCAAGCCAACACAGCCCAAAAAUUCUAUCCCAUCCAGCUUUAGAAUUAAUGCAUUUGCCGUCUUUACGAAAGAGCAACAUGCUGAAAAUCCUGACUACAACAAGCUAGGUAUCUCAGAAGCUGCUAAGCGUAUUUCCUCGAAAUGGAAGAGCCUCAGUGAGGAAGAGAAAAGGAACUUCACGGAAAGAUGCAGAGUUCUUGCUGAGAAGAAGAAGGCAGAGUUCGAACAACUUCCAGAAGAUAAGAAAAACGAAAUUCUCAAAACUCUUCAACAGGAAAAGGAGUUGCGAGUAAAACGCAAAUUAAAAAAAGAGAAGCUUGAGAUGUGGGAGAGAACGAAUCGACCCACACAACCAACCAAUAGUUAUUCUUUGUUCUUAAAAGAUGAGUUUGCAAAAAAAAAAGCAGCGGGCGAGAAAGUUCACCCUGUCAAAGACUUAGUUGUAGAUAUCAAAAAUAAAUGGAUGACUCUCUCAGCCGAAGAAAAAGAUAAAUAUGUGACUAAAGCGAAUGAGCUCAAAACAGCGUACCAAAAGGACAUCGAACUGUGGAAAAAGAACAAUGUUGAUACCAAAUCAACUUAA